AUGACCGGCUGGCCGCUGCGAUGCUGGGAGGGCCUCUGCAAGCGGCUCCAGUCGAACAGAUUAGAGGACUUUUACCAGCUCGACACCGCACUGGGCAGCGGUGCCUUCUGCACGGUGUAUUUGGGAAGCUGCAAAAAGACGGGCGAUCAAGCGGCCGUCAAGAUCUUCAAGAGAUCCAGCGAGAGCCAGGACAUCGGGACGCGAGAGGCUUUUGAGACUGAGAAGAGCAUGCUUGAGACCGUGCGACACCCAAACGUCAUCGAGCUGUUGAGUUGGUUCUUUGACGAGAGUGCCUGGCACCUCGUGGUGGAGGUCUGUUCUGGAGGAGAGCUGCUCGACAAGGUCGCCGAAGCCGGAUACCUCACAGAGAGGCUCGCCUCGAUCCUGAUGAAGCAGAUUUGUGAUCCUUUGGCGUUCCUGCAUCAACAGCAUGUCUGCCACAGGGACUUGAAGCCAGAGCACUUUCUCUUCGCCCGUCCAGGGCCUCUGGAGCAAGUGCCAUUGAAAAUUAUAGACUUUGGUUUGGCCUGUCGCUUCGAUGAUGGCCAGAUGUUCCACGAUUCGCCAGGAACUGUGAUGUAUGUAGCACCAGAGAUCCUGUCCAAAGGGUAUCAGCCGCCCUUCUGCGAUCUUUGGAGCUACGGCGUCGUGGCGUAUCUCACAAUGAGCGGAAUAAGCCCUUUUGACGCUGACACCGCAAAGCAGGUGGCAAGAAACAUCAGGAAGGUCAACUAUACCUUCGAUGCGCCUUGCUGGGGCCAUGUAUCUGCAGAGGGCAAAGACUUCCUCAGCCAGCUGCUUCAGAAGGAUGUCCACGUCCGCCUCACGGCGGAGGGUGCCCAGACUCACCGCUGGAUAUCUGAAGCAGCACCGGGAGCGACAGCAGAGGCACUUCCCAUGAUGGACCAACUGGAGAAGUGGAUCAAGGAGAACCGCUUGUCCAGGGAACUCUACAAAAAACACUUCUCCUGA
Molecule: messenger RNA, 972 nt
Organism: Symbiodinium necroappetens
Lineage: Eukaryota; Dinophyceae; Suessiales; Symbiodiniaceae
Source: the annotation of a GenBank genome assembly